UCCCCCCAUGCCUCGCUCACAUGCUGCACGCACUUGCACAGCAUGCAAACGAGGUAAACGACGAUGCGAGCUCCCAACAAGCUCACAGCGUCUCGAGGGUGGUGUCCCCCUCGCUCCCAGUGACGCCUGUGCUCGAUGCCGUCGUUUGAAAUCAGUCUGCGUACUCGAUGGCACCUAUCGAUAUGCCCACCUACACACCCUCACUCCUUCCUCGGCAUCCGCAGCAGGUGACGACGGGUCUCCAAACGGCAAAUCUCACAACUCGUUAAUGUCUCAUCCCCGCAAUCUCGAGGAAUAUGAAGGCUACUUCCCCCGCUUCCUCCCCCUCAGUCUCAUGCGCGAGUUCCACCGACAGGCCCUCGAAUCAUAUCAGCCUCCCCCCAUUCGUGACCCUCCUCCCGAGUCCAUUCUCGAUGAACUCGUAUCCGAUGAGUUGGCACAGGAAGCAGCGAUAUGGUGCUCUGAGCGCGUCCCCUUGUGGGUCCCAUUCACUCCGCCCAUCAUGGAGCUACGACGACUCCGCCAGAGCGCAGGGGGUGCAUCUCCCUCGUUACUCUACCUGGAAGCGGUCCAAUACCUUGCCGCGGCAGAGUUUAGUGUCAUUCCGCACCAACUGUCCGAUCCCCUGUACACCCUUGUGCGCUCAUGCCGCGCCGACCUCUUCCUGAAACCCACCGACAUCCACGCACCCCAAGUCUUGCUCUUUGCAGCGACGUUUGUGGGCUUGAACGAAUCCGUCUCCGACAGCCUCAAUCCCCCGGCCGCGGAGAUGGCCGCCUUGGCCCUCCGCUCGUCCAAGACGGUAGGGUUGCAAGGGCGAAUCUCACGCGUCCUCGCCGCUACGCACGUUGCGGUGGGCUAUCUCGGCGACGACGACAACUAUUUUGCCAGGUAUUCCAGUCUCGAGCUCCCUACAAUGGCUGAGCUAGUGGCGCUUCAGGUGCAGGUGGAGGGCGCCAAAUUGACGCCAACCCAACAAACGGGCUGUUUGGCUGUCGUCCUACGCUGCCGAGCAUGGAUACACUUCACAAGGUGUAUUACGCAGUGCGCCGAAGCAGAACGCGACGAGGAACCCACGCGCCUCGCGUCUGUCGACGAUGCCCGGUCGAAAUGGAGGGAUGCCUGCUUGGCACUCGACGCCGAACGCACAGCCUUGCUGGAGCACACUCCAUCCAUUCUUGCCUGGCUCGAGUUGGAAAAUGCGGCGCUUGACCAGGUGUUGUCCGGUAUCGCUUUACAGGUCACUCUAGGCUGGGGCUUUACCCCAGACUUUUUCCACGAUGUCAUCAAGAGGACGGCGGGCUCGGCCAAUCUACAGGCCUUCAUCGCCAUUCAUGGACCGACAUUAGCCGAGACAGCAGAAUGUGCGCUAGCCUCGACGUCCAACCUUCCUCGCGGCGAGCUAUACCCCACGGCUCUGACGUGUACGUAUGGAGUGCGCGCCUUCCUCACCGGCCUCGAAGUGCACGCCGGUUGCCUCAAAUUCUGGGGAGUGGGGCCACCCCGCGAGGUUGUGUGGAGGUCGGUGAUGCGCGGCGCAGCGGAGACGAUCCGCCAACUCAAGGGGGGCGGCAUGGUGGUACGCAUCUCGAAUGCCGUAGCGGCUGCCGUGCGCGAAACAAUCCCGCGAUGGAAGGCGCAGGUCGUGAAUCGCACUCAGCACGCACCGAGACGCGCAAGUCCCCCGUCCGACGUAAAGAUGGAUGGGUCGACAUAUGGCUCCAACCACAAUAGCGACGGCUCGGACCAGGCGACGGUCGCGUCGUUUGCCGAGUGGAUCGCAGGUAUCGACUGGCACCAGUCCAGCAACGACGUCGCCACGCCCAUGUCGUUUGGAAGUGGCAGCUCCACGGGGUAUUGAGAGGGAGGGAGAAGGAGGUUGAUGUCGGGGAUACGCCGUUUCGCCAGAUUAACGGAGACCGGGGCGACAUGGAGGAGACGAGGGAGGACGUAGCUUAGCAGUGUAUAUUUACGCGUAAUCUGUGCAGCAC
This is a messenger RNA of Cutaneotrichosporon oleaginosum, 1991 nucleotides long. RefSeq lists its product as uncharacterized. Gene Ontology annotation, biological process: regulation of DNA-templated transcription. NCBI's taxonomy places the organism in Eukaryota, Fungi, Basidiomycota, Tremellomycetes, Trichosporonales, Trichosporonaceae. The record is from RefSeq and is a predicted model, not a curated record. Gene Ontology annotation, molecular function: zinc ion binding; DNA-binding transcription factor activity, RNA polymerase II-specific.